Molecule: messenger RNA, 4963 nt
Organism: Thamnophis elegans (Western terrestrial garter snake)
Lineage: Eukaryota; Metazoa; Chordata; Lepidosauria; Squamata; Natricidae
Gene: PHF8
Product: PHD finger protein 8
Exons: 21
Coding region: 1238-4255 (1005 amino acids)
Biological process (GO): regulation of transcription by RNA polymerase II; protein demethylation
Molecular function (GO): histone demethylase activity; transcription coregulator activity
Source: RefSeq, a predicted model, not a curated record
AAUCGUCGUUGGACGUUGCUUGCCUGGGGAGGGGGGCCCAGCGCCACUCUCAAGAUGGCUUCCCCGCGCGCCCGCGCUUUGCCUCUCCUAAGAUGGCCGCCAGCCCCUCCUCUAUUCCCUUCCUCUCCCUUCCCUUGUUUUGAAUAAAACUUUAUCGGGAAGGCUGGAAAAGAAAACCCCAGGACCUUAGGCCUCGCGGAGGCCUUUUCAGCGGCCGAAAAGCCUAAAGGAAUUCCUUUGCUUCGGGAAGGCCUGGGAUCCCCGUCCUGGCGUUGGCGCUUCCGCCGGGGAGAAGGUGCCGGGAUCUGGCGUGGCAGAGAAAUCGGCAGAGUCUGGCGCCCGCCUUCGGCUCCGGGGCAAGAAGAAAGGGGAGCGAAGGGGGAAACCUUUUGAUUUGAAAGAGGGAGAGCCCCCCCCCAUCCCACCCCCACCCCCCCAGACAAGAUCGUGGGAGUAAAGGGGGAGCUCGGAUGGGCAUCGUGGGGAGAGGAAGGGAGGGAAACAAUGAUUUCGCUCUUUCGGGGAGAAGGGAGUACGGAGGUCGUCCUUGGAGAGCGAGGGAGCCGUAGCGCGCUUUGUUGGGCUUGAAGGAAGAGCCGAGGGUCUUUUCUUCACUCCACCCUCCCCCGGGGACCAAGAAAGAAGGGGAGCGGGCUCUGCCGGCCGCACGGAGGGGACUCCCCUCAAUUUGGGAGGCCGGUCGUGGGGGGACCCCACUUUCCCUUUCCCUGGGAAGGGGAAAAGGAGCCCGCAAACUUCUGAACGGAGCGGGGAGAAGGCGCUGCGAGCUUUUUGGGGGGAGCGGGGGGGAAUGUUUCGGAGGAUUUCGGGUUCUUAGGGAAAUCCCCUAAAAAAACGUGAGGUCUGUCCGAAACGGCUUCGGAAAGGCGAUCUGCGGAGGAUUUAACCAGUUGUUUUUCCUUGCUGGUUUUGUUUUUUGUUUGUUUGUUUCUCCCCCCCCCCCCAAAAAAAAAAAAAAAAGCCGGCCGGACUUCAGGCUCACAACUGCAUUUUUUGCACAAAAGUUGGUGCCUGGGACGUGGGUGCGUUUUGUGUUGUUUUUUUGCGUGAAUGAAUUUUAUUCCAUCCUCACUUAACCCCAGCUGGGACAGGACUUUUUCCUUCAGGCCUGAGCAUGAGAAGCCUCCCCGGCUUGCCUUAGGGACCGUUUGAUAGCCUUUGGAUUCCUGAGGGUCUUCCUUGGCUUGAACUUGGAGCAGCCCCCCUUCCCUCCACCAUGGCCUCUGUCCCGGUGUAUUGUCUCUGUCGCCUGCCCUACGAUGUCACCCGCUUCAUGAUCGAGUGUGAUGCUUGCCAGGACUGGUUCCAUGGCAGUUGCGUUGGAGUAGAAGAGGAUGCAGCAGCCGACAUUGACUUGUAUCACUGCCCCAACUGUGAACUACUUCAUGGACCAUCUGUCAUGAAACGGCGCCGAGGAAAUCCAAAACAGUCCGAAUCCUCUGUGAACAAAGAGGUUGGCAAGACAGUGAAGACCGGCAGCAGUCAAUUUAUCAAAGAACUUCGCAGCAGGAUAUUUCCUAGUGCGGAUGAUGUGAUCCUAAAGCCAAGUGGAACACAACUGACUGUGGAGUUCCUUGAAGAGAACAGCUUCAGCGUGCCUCUCCUGGUCCUGAAGAAGGAUGGCCUGGGCAUGACUCUUCCUCCACCAUCAUUCACUGUGCGUGAUGUGGAGCAUUAUGUUGGUGCAGACAAGGAGAUCGAUGUCAUUGAUGUGACACGCCAAGCUGACCUCAAGAUGCGCCUGGGUGACUUUGUCGGCUACUACUGCAGCAGCCGGCGAGAGAAAGUGCUCAAUGUCAUCAGUCUGGAAUUCUCAGAAACCAGGUUGUCUAAUUUGGUGGAGACACCAAAGAUUGUGCGCAAGUUGUCCUGGGUGGAGAACCUGUGGCCAGGAGAGUCCGUCUUUGAGCGUCCCAGCGUACAAAAGUACUGCCUGAUGGGGGUGCGGGACAGCUACACGGACUUCCACAUUGACUUUGGGGGCACCUCUGUCUGGUACCAUGUCCUACGGGGAGAGAAGAUCUUCUACCUGGUACGUCCCACUGCGGCCAACCUGACCCUCUUUGAGGCAUGGAGCAGCUCCUCCAAUCAGAAUGAAAUGUUCUUUGGGGACCAAGUGGAUAGGUGCUAUCGCUGUCCUGUCCGCCAGGGCCAGACCCUCUUCAUACCGACAGGGUGGAUCCAUGCUGUGCUGACCCCCGUGGACUGCCUGGCCUUUGGAGGCAAUUUUCUACACAGUCUCAACAUUGAGAUGCAGCUCAAGGCUUACGAGAUUGAAAAGCGCCUCAGCACAGCUGAUCUCUUCAAAUUCCCCAACUUUGAAACGAUCUGCUGGUACGUUGGCAAACAUCUCCUGGAUAUCUUCCGAGGCCUUCGAGAAAACCGUAGGCACCCAGCUGCCUAUUUGGCUCACGGGGCCAAAGCCCUCAAUACUGCAUUUCGCUCCUGGACUAAAAAGGAGGCCUUGAGUGAGCAUGAAGAAGAAAUUCCUGGGACAGUACGUCCAGCACAACUCAUCAAAGACCUGGCCAAGGAGAUCCGACUGGUGGAAGAUAUAUUCCAGCAGAACAUUGGGAAGACUGGCAGCCCUUUUGGCCUGCAGAGAGUCGCCCAGCCUGGUGCAGCAGCUGCCAAAAAGGGAGAUCAGAGUCCCAAGGAGCCGGGCAAGAAAGGCAGCCGAAAGGAUGCUGCAUCCGUCAAAGCCCUGGAACUGGAGUUGCUGCGCAAGUACAAGAGGCAGCAGAGCUUGAAACGUGCAGAGAGUCCCGGACAGGAGGAGUUUGACUUGCCAAGUUCCAGCCUGGAUGAUACAGAUGGAGAGCCUGAUCUGACAGAGGAAGAGCUGUCCGUGGUGGUGGCCAAUGGUCGAGGCACCAGGAAAAUCAAAGCCUCGGAGCGCAUCCGGAGCCACAAAGGAGCACAAAUGAGAGCCCCUCCCAGCCCCUCUGAUGCAGAAGCCCCAGAUAUAGACUCUGAGGAGGAUCUGCAGAUCGACGAAACGCCACGCAGGGAAAGGAGGAAUCUGCUGCUGCACAAGAAGCUUUCCAAAUUUCCUCGGAAACUGCCACGAGCCAAACCCUGUUCCGACCCAAAUAAAGUGCGAGAGCCAGGGGAAGUAGAAUUUGACAUUGAAGAGGACUACACCACCGAAGAGGAGGAGGAGGAUGCUUCUGGUGAUGACCAAUUGGAAGGCAGCAGUAGUGCUGGUGGGAUCCUGGACCUGCUCAAAGCCAGUCGGCAGGUUGGCGGUGCUGACUAUGAUGAGCUGAGUGAUGCUCCUGCAUCUCCCAGUACUCAGGAAGCCAUCCAAGGCAUGUUGUGCAUGGCCAACCUCCAGUCGUCCUCCUCGGGAGGGGCCUCCAGCUUGCAGGCCUGGUUGGCAGCUGGGCAUGAACGUGGCUCUGCGGGAGCCUCUGGCACACAGCGCUCAGGAAAGAGACCCAUCAAACGGCCGGCUCAUCACAGCACUGACAGCGAGGAAGAGGCCAGCAUGGAUGAGCAGGAGAGCCUGGGAGCCUGUUUUAAGGAUUCUGAAUACAUUUACCCCUCCUUGGAAUCAGAUGAGGAUGACCCAGCCUUGAAGUCACUGCCAAAGAAGAAAAAAUGCACGGAUGAUGCUCCAUGGAGUCCUAAAGCCCGGGUGACCCCAACUCUACCCAAGCAAGACCGCCCAGUCCGUGAAGGAACCAGAGUGGCAUCUGUCGAGACCGGGCUGGCAGCUGCAGCAGCUAAACUAGCUCAGCAGGAACAUCAGAAGUCGCAGCGGCGGAAAUUCGUGGUAAAAAAGAAGCCACCAUCUCCAAAAGCUCCUAGUCCAGAACCGGAGCCAGAGCCAGAACCAGAGCCAGAACCAGAGCCAGAACCAGAGCCAGAACUGAUAGAAGCAGAAGUGGAGCCAGAUGUGCCACCUCCACCCCCUGUCCCCCAGGAACCAGAUCCUGAGCUGGAGGCCCCUGUGCCCACCCCUCCUCCGGAAACAAAACAGGAGCAGUUUGCUGGCAGCCUGGUGGAUCAUGAAUACACCGCUCGGCCUAAUGUCUUUGGAAUGGCCCAGGUGAACCGGGGCUCCACGCCUAUGGCCCCAGGGGUCUUCUUGUCCCAGCGGCGCCCCUCAGCUGGCUCACCAGGUCCUCAAGCAGCACAGGGAAAACGCCCCAAGAAGGGCUUAGCGACAGCCAAGCAGCGACUGGGACGCAUCCUGAAGAUCCAUCGCAAUGGCAAGCUACUCCUCUGAGUGCAUCCCCAUGUCAGCUCCAGACCACAUGCCCAGCCCUUGGGCAGCAGAAGUUGGGUGAGGCACAGAGACCCACUUGGAGGCACCGCCUGGUGUCUUUGGAGGGCUAACAGGACCUUGGGCGUGUGGACAAGGCCUGCGCUACUCUACCUCUCCUUCCCUCACAUGGAUCAGAGCCAAGUCUGAGCUGCCUGUGUUACUGUUGGGAGCUUUCUCGAUUGGCGGCACCUGAACACAGAGGCGAACCGUACUGGUUUCCCUGAAGAGACAGACAACGUAGGAAGCGGGGGCUUUGUUGUGCCCGCUGAUUCUCCAUCCCUACCUCGACCCGCUGCACUUCCUUUUUUUUGUUUUUUUUUGUUCUGGGGCUGAUACCUCUUUUCGAAUGUUCCCUUCCCUCUGUCAAGUCACACCUUGUCUUUUCCUCCUAGCAGCUUCAAAUGCCCUUUGUAUCUUUUGUUGCUGUUGGCAGACCCUGGCAUGCCAAGGAGUGCUUCUUCUUCUUCUUUUUUUCUUUUCUUUUCAUUACUUUUUAAAAAUGCUUUUCCCAGCAGAAAGUAGCUGCUUGUUGUUGUUUUUACGCAAGCAGAGGGUUUCUUUGCAAUCUUCAAGAACAGCGUUCCUCAACUUUCGAGAUGAGUGGACUUCAGAGGUGGGUUGCUCACCCCGUUCCAACCGGUACGGUUGGAACAGGGCCGGUGGCGUCCU